GGAAGCCUGUGGUUUAGGCAGUGUGAACGAUUCAUCAUCAUCAUUAUUUCACUUUCACUCCCUCCAGCAUGGCCUUCCUUCUGCAAGCAUUUCAGAGGGCUUCUGCUGGGGUUUUCUUAUUAGCACUUUGGGGUGUGACUGGAGGUGAGAAGCUGCUGGUUGUUCCUCAGGAUGGAAGCCACUGGCUUAGUAUGAAGGAGAUAGUUGAGCUUCUCAGCGAGAGGGGACACGACAUUGUGGUGUUGGUGCCCGAAGUGAAUUUGCUUCUGAGGGAAUCCAAAUACUACACAAGAAAACUCUAUCCAGUGCCGUACCCCCAGGAAGAGAUGAAGGACCGAUACCGCUCUUUUGGAAACAGCCAUUUUGCUGAGAGAUCUUACCUGAGCACCCCUCAAACAGAGUAUAGGAAUGUCAUGAUUGUUAUCAACAUGUACUUUACCAACUGCGAGAGCCUUCUGAAGAACUCGGAGACCCUGCAAUUCCUCAAGGAGAGUAAGUUCGAUGCCCUUUUCACGGACCCAGCCUUGCCCUGUGGUGUGAUCUUGGCUGAGUACCUGGGUCUGCCCUCUGUGUACCUCUUCCGGGGCUUCCCAUGUGCCCUGGAGUACAAGUUCAAUGGAAGCCCAAGCCCCGUGUCCUACAUUCCCAGGUACUAUACUCAGUUCUCAGACCAGAUGACUUUCUGCCAACGGGUGGCCAACUUCCUCGCUAAUUUGUUGGAGACCCCUCUACUUUACCUUCUGUUUUCGAAGUACCAAGAUCUUGCCUCAGAUCUCCUCAGGAGAGAUGUGGACUUAGUCAGUUUAUAUCAGAAGGGCUCCAUUUGGCUGUUAAGGUAUGACUUCGUGUUUGAGUUCCCCAGGCCAGUCAUGCCCAACAUGGUCUUCAUUGGAGGGACCAACUGCAAGAAGGUGGAACGUCUAGCUCAGAAUCAUCUAGAUCAGUGAUUCUCAACUGGUGGUGAUUUUGCCCACCAGGAGCCAAUGUCUGAAGGCAUUUUUGGUGUUACAGUUAAGGGUUGCUACCGUCACAUACUUUGGACAUGUCAUCAGGAGGGACGAGUCCCUGGAGAAGGACAUCAUGCUUGGUAAAGUAGAGAGUCAGCAAAAGAGAAGAAGACUCUCAAUGAGAUGGAUUGACACAGUGGCUGCAACAGUGGGCUCAAGCAUAGCAACAAUUUUGAGAAUGAUGCAGGCCUGGGUAUUAUCUCGUUCUGUUGUGAAUGGGGUCGCUACGAGUCAGAACUGGCUCAUGGCACCUAACAACAACAACUGUCAACUAGUAGGUAGAGGCCAAGGAUGCUGCCAAAUAUCCUACAAUGCACAGGACAUACCCAUCACAGCAACAAACAAUUCUCCUUUGAAAAAAAAUUAACAGUGGUGAAGUUGAGAAAUCCUGAUCUAAAAAAAUUUUAGGUAAACAUUAGAGUCUUCUCUCCAGCAGAGUCCGACGUGGGUGGUGUAGGGGCAGCAACGGUCCUGUGCCCACCUCUGAGCACAUCUUGUCUCCUUACAGGGUUUUCUACGAGUAACACAUCCAGGCUGAAAUUUCAACAUUUAUGGGUUGACCUGAAGGUUGAACUCUGGGCAAGUCAUGGGAACAAAACCCCAAAAUGCCAAGUCAUUCUGAAUAGGCAGUUUUAAAAAAUACAACUUAAUCCAAUGUCUACAAUGCCUUUACUGUGCUGCUUCUCUCUGAAAACUGUGUACUUAUCUUUAUGACCCAUUAUCUGAAGAUUACCAACAUGUGGAAGAUCUUGGCAGGAGCGUUUCUGUUAAGGAGUAAUUAUCUAAAGAAUGGCUAAUGCUAGGGUGAAUCAGGGUUAAAAAAAAAAAAUCAUUCAGUAUGAAAUCAGAAAAAGAAAAAAACCAUUGCCAUCGAGUUGAUAUCGACUCAUAGUGGCCCUAUAGGAAAAGUAGAACUGCCCCAUAUGGUUUGCAAGGAGUGCCUGGUGGAUUCAAACUGUUGACGUUUUGGUUGGGAGCUCUAGCUUUUAACCACUAUGUCACCAGGGUUUCCCUUCAAUAUGAGUAUCCAGAAAACUAGAAACUUGGCUGAUUAAUAAUUUAGGUGAUUCUAGGAGAAUGACGUUAAUUUUUUUAAACAGCUUUAUUGAGAUAAUUCACUUAUCAUAUGUCUUAGUCAUCUAAUGCUGCUAUAAGAGAAAUACCACAAGUGGAUGGCUUUAACAAAGACAAAUUUGUUCUCUCACAGCCUAGUAGGCUAGAAGUCUGAAUUAAGGGUGUCAGCUCCAGGGGAAGGCUUUCUCUGGGCUCAGGAGGAAGGUCUUUGUCUUCAGUCUUCCAUUAGUCUAGGAGCUUCUCCAUGCAGGAGCCCCAGGUCCAAACGAUGUGUUCUGCUCCUGGUGUUGCUUUCUUGGUGGCAUACGGUCACUUUGUCUCUAUGUUUGCCUCUCUCUUCUAUAUCUCAAGAGAUUGGCUGAAGACACAAUUCAAUCUUAAAAUGACUCCUGCCUCAUUAACAUAACUGCCACUAAUCCCAUCUCAUUAAGAUCGUAGAGAUGCAAUUCAAUCCAUGACACCAUUGAAUUCACCCGUUUAGAGUUUACAAUUCCAUGGUCUUUGGUAUAUUCACUGAGCUGUGCAACCACCAUCACAAACAAUUUUAGAACAUUUUCAGUCACUCCAAAAAGAAAUACCGUAUCCAUUAGCAGUCACUCCUUAUUCCCACCUUCUACCAACACCUGCCAGCCACUAAUCUCCUUUCUGUCUUUAUGAAUUUGCCUAUUCUGGACAUUUCAUAUUAAUUAAAUCAUGUGAUAUGUGACUACCUUUUUUUGCAUUUGUAGCAUUACUUUUUAUUACCAAAUGUCCAGGCAUGGACCAGUAACUUGAAAUUUGCCUCCAAAAUUGGAAGGUGCCAAGAGACCGAAGAAAGAGGCAGGCAAAUCCAGUGUGGUGACAUAAGAAUUUGACAAGGAACUCUUACAAACAAGGUGGUCCCUGCUCGCCCAAGGACCAUGCAGAUCUCUGUACCCAGCAAUAGGCAAGGUGGAAAUUUUAUAGUGGUCAAGGACAAAAGUGGCUUCAAGCCAUGGAGUUACAAGACUGCUUCAGCAAGGUAACAAAACCGGAUUGGAAAACAGCAGUGAACUAACAGAAAGAGCUGUGAACAAACAGAAAGCACGAGGGCAGCCAUGUUAGGCUUCCUGAACCCUGUUUUCCCCUUCAGUCCGCCCUCAAGGCCAUUUCAUAAAAUCUCACACAUUCCCCCUCUCCCGCAAAGUCUCUGAGGGCCCCAAGAGAAGGUGUCACUGUUGGGACAGACAGUUUUGCUGUAGCUGGAGGCACAGACCACAUCAGCAGUAUAGAUAAACACGACAGACAAUCCCUAUACUCAGGAAAAGAACAAGACCCGUCAAAGCAUCAUGCCAACUAGAGAGGAAAUAGGAAAACCAGGCAGCCAAAGCAGACCAGCCAUCAGGUGUGUCCAGGGUUUCUAUCAGUUUCUUCUUGUGGCCUAACAGAUCAGUUAUGUCCUGGUGGUACUAUGGUAUAUAGGUAUAACAUUCAGUCUUUAUUAUGGCACAUAUCCCACCUUGAAUGGCUGUUAGAAUGUCCAGAUCCAUUCAGUUUUGAAGGGCUACCUUCCUUAUUUGGGUGGUUUUAGCAAUUAAUAGCCACAAACUUAUCUGCUGUCAUUCAGGACAUCUUUAGUAAAAUUAGUUAAGGCUUCAAUUUGUCUCAUUACUUCUAAGGACCCCAUAGGGGAAUAAAAACAGUCAAAAGGUAAUCAUACCAGUGGAAAAGGCCCACCUGGCCUUAACUCUGCAGUAAUUCAGAGGUUUUGGUAUAGUUUUCUUGACAGUCUCUGCAGUAUAGGGUGACCCCAAAGUGCAGCACCUUAUCAAGUCUUAUGGUAACCAGGGGCACGAGUAGUGGCCACACAGCCAUCAGGUGCCGUUAGGAGGGGGCUAUGCUCCUGCCUUCCAACUGGGGUGUUUAUAUUGCAACCAGUUAGUGGUAUUUUAUAUUAUCACGCAUUGGCAGUGGAACACAGAGUUGAGCCCACUAUGAGAGAGGAAGACUUUGAGGGAGAUGGAUGGCGAUAUUGAGGAAAGACAGGGGAGUGUUGGUUCUUUUGUAAUGGAAAAAAAUCUUCAGCAGUUAACAUGAUGUCAUCAAUGUAAUGAAAUCAAUGGGCAGCAGCGGGGAAGGGGAAAAGAGUCAGAUCUCUAACAGCCAAACCAUGGCAAAUAGUGGAACUGUGUAGAUAUCCCUGGGCGUGGGGGGCGGGGGGGGGCACUUGAAAUAUCCACUUCUGCCCCUCCAGGUGAAGGCAAACCGGUCCUGUGUGGGCUGGGUAGAGACAUAGUAAAGAAAGCCUUGGCCAGAUCUAACACAGCAUGUAUGAAAAAUUGACGCCUUUGAAUUGUGGUGUUGGAGAAGAAUAUCGAAUAUACCAUGGACUGCUGAAAGAAUGAACAAAUCUGUCUUGGAAAGUGUACAAGCAGAAUGUCUCUUGGGAGCAAGGAUGGCAAGACUACCUCCCACAAAAUUUGGACGUGUUUUCAGGAAAGACCAGUCCCUGGAGAAGGACAUCAUACUUGGUAAAGUAGAUUGUUGUUGUUAUUGUUGUUAGGUGCCGUCCAGUCUGCUCCGACUCACAGAGACCCUAUGCACAAUAGAAUGAAACACUGCCUUGUCCUGCGCCAUCCCCACAAUCAUUGCUAUGCUUGAGCCCUUGUUGCAGCCACUGUGUCAAUCCACCUCAUUGAGGGUCUUCCUCUUUUUUGCUGACCCUGUACUCUGCCAAGCAUGAUGUUCUUCUCCAGAGACUGAUCCCUCCUGACAACAUGUCCACAGUAUGUAAGACGCAAUCUCACCAUCCUUGCCUCUAAGGAGCAUUCUGGUCACGCUUCUUCCAAGACAGAUUUGUUCAUUCCUUUGGGGGUCCAUGGUAUAUUCAAUAUUCUUCGCCAACACCACAAUUCAAAGGCGUCAACUCUUCUUCGGUCUUCCUUAUUCAUUGUCCAGCUUUCACAUGCAUAUGAUGUGAUUGAAAAUACCAUGGCUUGGGUCAGGCACACCUUAGUCCUCAGGGUGACAUCUUUGCUUUUCAACACUUUGAAGAGGUCCUUUGCAGCAGAUUUGCCCAGUGCAAUGCGUCUUUUGAUUUCUUGACUGCUGCUUCCAUGGGCGUUGAUUGUGGAUCCAAGUAAAAUGAAAUCCUUGACAACUUCAAUCUUUUCUCCGUUUAUCAUGAUGUCGCUCACUGGUCCAGUUGUGAGGAUUUUUGUUUUCUUUAUGUUGUGGUGUAAUCCAUACUGAAGGCUGUGGUCUUUGAUCUUUAUUAGUAAGUGUUUCAAGUCCUCUUCACUUUCAGCAAGCAAGGUUGUGUCAUCUGCAUAACGCAGGUUGUUAAUGAGUCUUCCUCCAAUCCUGAUGCCCCGUUCUUCUUCAUAUAGUCCAGCUUCUCGGAUUAUCUGUUCAGCAUACAGAUUAAACAGGUAUGGUGAAAGAAUACAACCCUGCUGCACACCUUUCCUGACUUUAAACCAAUUAGCAUCCCCUUGUUCUGUCUUAACAACUGUGUCUUGAUCUAUGUAAAGGUUCCUCAUGAACACAAUUAAGUGUUCUGGAAUUCCCAUUCUUCCUAGUGUUAUCCAUAGUUUGUUAUGAUCCACACAGUCGAAUGCCUUUGCAUAAUCAAUAAAAUGCAGGUAAACAUCCUUCUGGUAUUCUCUGCUUUCAGCCAGGAUCCAUCUGACAUCAGCAAUGAUAUCCCUGGUUCCACGUCCUCUUCUGAAACCGGCCUGAAUUUCUGGCAGUUCCCUAUCAAUACACUGCUGCAGCCGUUUUUGAAUGAUCUUCAGCAAAAUUUUCCUUGCGUGUGAUAUUAAUGAUAUUAUUCUAUAAUUUCCACAUUCGGUUGGAUCACCUUUCUUGGGAAUAGGCAUAAAUAUGGGUCUCUUCUAAUCAGCUGGCCAGGAAGCUGUCUUCCAUGUUUCUUGGCAUAGACGAGUGAGCAUGUCCAGAGCUGUAUCUGUUUGUUGAAACAUCUCAAUUGAUAUUUCAUCAAUUCCUGGAGCCUUGUUUUUCGCCAAUGCCUUCAGAGCACCUUGGGUUUCUUCCUUCAGUAUCAUCGGUUCCUGAUCAUAUGCCACCUCUUGAAAUGGUUGAAUAUCGACUAAUUCUUUUUGGUAUAAUGACAAUGUAUAUUCCUUCCAUCUUCUUUUGAUGCUUCCUGCUUCAUUUAAUAUUUUCCUCAUGGAAUCCUUCACUAUUGCAACUCAAGGCUUGAAUUUUUUCUUCCGUUCUUUCAGCUUGAGAAACACCGAGCGUGUUCUUUCCUUUUGAUUUUCCAUCUCCACCUCUUUGCACAUGUCAUUAUAAUACUUUACUUUGUCUUCUUGAGACGCCUUUUGAAAUCUUGUGUUCAGUUCUUUUACUUCAUCAAUUCUUCCUUUUGCUUUAGCUGCUCGACGCUCAAAAGCAAGUUUAAGAGCUUCCUCUGACAUCCAUCUUGGUCUUUUCUUUCUUUCCUGUCUUUUCAGUGACCUCUUGCUUUCUUCAUGGAUGAUGUCCUUGAUGUCAUUCCACAACUCGUCUGGUCUUUGGUCACUAGUGUUCAAUGCGUCAAAUCUAUUCUUGAGAUGGUCUCUAAAUUCAGGUGGGAUAUACUCAAGGUCAUAUUUUGGCUCUCAUGGACUUGCUCUGAUUUUCUUCAGUAUCAGCUUGAACUUGCAUAUGAGCAAUUGAUGGUCUGUUCCACAGUCGGCCCCUGGCCUUGUUCUGACUGAUGAGAUUGAACUUUUCCAUCGUCUCCACAGAUGUAGUCAAUUUGAUUUCUGUGUGUUCCAUCUGGCAAGGUCCAUGUGUAUAGUCACCGUUUAUGUUGAUAAAAGAAGGUAUUUACAAUGAAGAAGUUGUUGGUCUUGCAAAAUUCUAUCAUUUGAUCUCCGGAAUUAUUUCUGUCACCAAGGCCACAUUUUCCAACUACUGAUCCUUCUUUGUUUCCAACUUUCGCAUUCCAAUGGCCAGUAAUUAUCAACGCAUCUUGAUUGCAUGUUCCAUCAAUUUCAGACUGCAGCAGCUGAUAAAAAUCUUCUAUUUCUUCAUCUUUGGCACUAGUUGUUGGUGCCUAAAUUUGAAUAGUCGUAUUAACUCGUUUUCCUUGUAGGCAUAUGGAUAUUAUUCUAGCACUGACAGCGUUGUAGUUCAGGAUAGAUCUUGAAAUGUUCUUUUUGACGAUGAAUGCAACACCAUUCCUCUUCAAGUUGUCAUUCCCAGCAGUAUAGACUAUAUGGUUGUCCGAUUCAAAAUGGCCAAUACCAGUCCAUUUCAGCUCACUAAUGCCUAGGAUAUCGAUGUUUAUGUGUUCCAUUUCAUUUUUGACAAUUUCCAAUUUUCCUAGAUUCAUACUUUGCACAUUCUAGGUUCCAAUUAUUAAUGGAUGUUUGCAGCUCUUUCUUCUCAUUUUGAGUUGUGCCACCUCAGCAAAUGAAGGUCCUGAAAGCUUUACUCCAUCCACGUCAUUAAGGUCGGCUCUACUUUGAGGAGUCGGCUCUUCCCCAGUCAUCUUUUGAGUGCCUUCCAACCUGGAGGGCUCAUCUUCCAGCACUAUAUCAGACAAUGUUCCGCUGCUGUUCAUAAGGUUUUCACUGGCUAAUGCUUUUCAGAAGUAGACUGCCAGGUCCUUCUUCCUAGUCUGUCUUGGUCUGGAAGCUCAGCUGAAACGUGUCCUCCAUGGGUGACCCUACUGGUAUCUGAAUACUGGUGGCAUAGCUUCAAGCAUCACAGCUACACACAAGCCCCCACAGUACAACAAACUGACAGACACGUGGGGCAUAAAGUAGAGGGUCAGCAAAAAAGAGGAAGACCCUUGACAAGAUGGAUUAACAUAGUGGAUGCAAAGAUGGGCUCAAGCAUAAUAACGACGGUGAAGAUGGUGCAGUUCUGUUGUAGAUGGUGUCAUUGCCACCCAGGACUGCUGUACAUCUUUUUGUAGCUGCAGUUCUUCCUGCAGGGCUCUUAUGGGUUCUUCAGCACCUAGCUGGGUGUCUGUGGCCAGCCGCACUGCACAGAGAAGUGGCUAUCUCAUAGCCACCACUACUUAUCUAGCUUCCUUUCUACACUUAUGAAGUCAUGCAUCUUUCCAGAGCCAUGCUCUCCCACUUGGUGUUUUGGAGGUGUCCCCAUACUAAUGAGGCACACAGCAUGCAUAAAGCAUAUUGGCAAAUUCUCCCCACAUGGAGGUCACUGGGCAGCCCGGAAUUUCCUCCAUGGAUGCCCCACCCCCACUCGCCAUUUCUUCAGUCUCCUGGUUCGCUUGGACCAGCAACUUGAAGUUUGCCUCCAAAAUGGAGAGUGUCGAGGGAUUGAAGAAAUAGGUGGGCAACCGUAGUGUGGCUGAAAGGACUUUUAUUAGGACGACUUACACGAUGCAGUCCCUGGCAGCCAAAGGACCAGAGUGUAGCUCCACAACCAGCAAUGGGGAUGGGGUGUGGUAAGCUGGCCUGGGGUGGAGGCUUUAUAGUGGUCAAGGAGAAAAGUAGCUAUAAGCCAGGGAGUUAUACAAGUCUGCCUUAGCCUGGCCACGUAACAGGGGCUUGGAAAACAGCAGUGAACUAACAGAAAGCAUAAGGGCAGCCAUGUUCAACCAUGCAAAGCCCAUUUUCCCCUUACUGAAUAAUAGUUCAUUCUGUUGAUAGUGCAACAUUUUAUUUAUCUACUCAUCAGUUGAUGGACAUUUGGUUUGUUUUCACUUUUGAGCUAUUAUGAAUAAUGCUGGUCUGAACAUUUGUGUAUAAGUUUUUUUGUGUGGACUUAUGUUUUCACUUUUCUUGGGUAUGUAUCUAGGAGUGGAGUUACCGGGCUGUGUGGUAACUAUAUGUUUAAUCAUUUGAGGAACGGCCAGGUUGUUUUCCAAAGUGGCUGCACCAUUUUUUUUAUUGUGGUAAAACACAUACAAAAUUUACCAUUUAACUGUUAUAAAGUGAACAAUUCAGUGGCAUUCAGUACAUUCACAUUUUUGUGCAACUAUCACCUUUAUUUAGUUGUAGGACAUUUUUCUCACCCCAAAGCGGAAACCUUAUGCCCUUUAGGCAGUCACUCCCCACUCCCUUUCUCCCUCCCCUGACAAACACUAAUGUGCUUUCUGUCUCCAUGGAUUUGCCCAUUUUAUAUUUCAUAUAAAUGGAAUCAUGCAAUAUGUGGCCUUUUAUGUCUGGUGUCUUUCACUUCUACUCUGACACACACACAGGGCUGCCAUGAGUCAGAGUCAACUGGAGUGCAUCUGAUUUUUUUUUUUUCUUUUAGUUAGCAUACUGUUUUCAAGGUUUAUCUAUGUUGUAGCAUGUAUCAUAACUUCAUUCCCUUUUACUGCCAAGUAAUAUUCCAUUGUAUGCAUAGACCAUUUAGUUUAUCCAUUCAUCUCUUGGAGCCCAAGUGCGCAGUGGUUAGGAGUUUGGAUGCUAACCAAAAGGUCGGCAGUUUGAAUACACCAACCACUCCUUGGAAGCUCUACGGGGCAGUUCUCUGUCCUGUACGGUCACUAUGAGUCAAAGUCUACUCAAAGGCAAAGGAUUUUUUUUUUUUUUGGUUAGUCAUCUCCUGGUGGGUAUUUGAAGUGUUUUACCUUUUGGCUUGUGGAUAUAGUUGCUAUGAGCAUUUGUGUACAAGUUCUUGUUUGAACACUUAUUUUCAAUUCUUGUGUAUAUAAUCAGAAAUGGAAUUGCUACAUAAUAGGGUAUUUCAAUGCUUAGCUUUUUGAGGAGCUGUCAGACUUUCACAUAACACUACAUCCUUUUUUAUCACAUCCAGUUUCUGAAGGUUCCAAUUUCUCCAUAUCCUUGCUUGCAACAUUUGUUAUUUUCCACUUUAAAAAAUUAUUAUUAUAAGGGUCCUAGUGGGUGUGAAGUGGUAUCUCAAUGCGGUUUUGAUUUGCAUUUCUAAUGACUAAUGUGCUUGAGCAUCUUUUCAUGUGCUUGUCGGCCAUUUAUAUAUCUUCUUUGGAGAAAUACCUAGUCAAGUCCCCCCCCCCCCGUUUUUUUUGUUGGAUUGUUGGUCUUUUGAUUGUUAAGUUGUGGAAGUCCUUUAUAUAUUCUAGAUACAAGUCCUUUAUCAGGCAUAUGAUAUAUAUAUUUUUUUCCAUUAUGUGGGUUGUCUUUCCAGUCUCUGAUAGUGUCCUUCAAUGAGCAAACCUUUUAAUCUUUUGCUGAUCUUCCUUCCUCCUGUCCUUUUCCCACUUCUGAAAAUCAGUCACACCUGGUCCUGUUUAUUCCCAGGCAGCCAUAUCCAGGCCCCCUAGUCACAGGCUCCCCCCUGUGCAGAGAGAGCUGCAGAGGAGGGACCUGGGCCAGGGCAGGAAGGGUGGAAGCACAUCUUCUUGUGUUCCUGAAAAAUGCACAGUGGAAAUGCCAGAACCAAACCCAAGGCUCCUGCCUGCCCACGAGGGUCUCCACCAUUUCAUGUCCAAAGACCCAUUGCUUUUAAGUCAAUUUUGACCCAUAGUGACCUUAUAGGACAAAAUAAACUCCUCCCUAGGAUUUACAAGGCUGUGAUCUUUUCAGAAGCACACUGUCAAAUAUUUCUCCCAAUGAGCGGCUGUGGAUUUGAACCGCUGACCUUUUGGGUAGCAGCCGAGCAUUUAACCAUUGCACCACCAGGACUUCUUCAGCUUCAUGCAUGCUUCUCUUUUAGGCACAAAUUCCUAGACAAAAGGACAAAUAUUAACUUUGGGAGUAUCAAAAAUGCUGAUGUCCUCCCUUCCCACUGCCCUACCUCUUUGACUUUCCUGCUCUAACCAACUGUCGCUGUUCCUGCCCCAUCUGCAUCUGCCCACCUGUUCUGUCUGCUCCACCUGUCUGCCCUGUGACAUUUGAGAACUUGACUGAGGCAUAGAAUGGAGGAGAAAAAGCAAGGCACUAAGCAGGCCUUUUUAAAGGUGUUUGUUCACCAUUCUCAUGUUUGACUAAUGCCUUGUGGUUAGAAGUGUAACAAGUCCCAGAGCUAUUCAUGUUCUGGGAGGGGCAGCUUCCUUCCGAGUGUGCCUUUCCUCAAAGGUGGCUCCCAGAUGUGGGUCUCUGUCCAAGCCCAGAUCUUGUACAUGGAUAGAAUGUGGACUUGCUAGUUGCUGUCAUGGCAACUCUGCGUGUGCAGAGUAGAACUGCUCCACAGGGUUUUCAAGGCUGUGACCUUUCGGAAUCAGAUGACCAGGCCUGUCUUCCCAGGUGUGUCUGGUAAGCUCAAACUGCCAACUUUUCAACUAAUAGUUGAACACCUAACCAUUUGCACCACCCAGAGAACCCAAGAAUAGAAAUUUAUUGUUCCUGGUUCUAUGGGCUAGAAGUCAGAAAUUAGGGUUUCAGCCAUGUCGAUUCCCUUUGAGGCUCUGAGGAAGAAUCUGUUUCAUGCCUCUUUCUCAGUCUGGUAACAGCUGAUGAUUCUCAUCAUUUCUUGGCUUGUGGAUCACUCCAGUCUCUGCAUGCAUCAGCUCAUGGCUGUUUUCCCUCUUUGUGUAUGUGUGUCUGUGUCCCUUCUCCUCUUUUAUAAGGGCACCAGCCAUAUUGGAUUAGUACCCACCCUACUCCAGUAUGACCUCAUGUUAACUUAAUUGAUAACAUCUCCAAUGAUCCCUCCAAACCAGGUCACGCUCACAGUACAGGGUUUAGGACUUCAACUUAUCCUUUUUGGGGAGCAGAAUUCAGUCCAUAACAAUGGCAAUGAAAAACAUCAGCACAGCUAACAAUUUUUGAGUUGGCCCAUAUGGCAGGCAAAGAGCCCUGGUGAUGCAGUGGUUAAGCGCUCAGCUGCUAACAAAAGGUCAAUGGUUUGAACCAUGGGAGAAAGAUGUGGCAGUGAGCUUCUGUAAAGAUUACGGCCUUGGAAACCCUAUUGGGCGGUUGUAUUCUGUCCGAUAGCAUUGCCAUUAGUAGGCAUCCUCUCGAUGGCAACAGGUUUGGGGUCCUCCUGAUGUCUAGACACAGACUGGAUGCUGCCAUGUGCUGACUCUGAUCAUUGUGACCAGGUCACCGUGCAGGCGCCCCUCCUCAGGAGGGAGCCCUGAAAGCCUGCAGCCAGCUGACCCUGAGCAGUCUUCCCACACCCUGAAAAAUGCAUUUGCAUCCUGGCUGCCUCCCUGGGGCCAGUCCUGUGUGCCAGGUAGCCCCUUGAGCCCUGUUCCUCAAGCUUCUUCUUCUUCCCACCCAGGAAGCAUGCUUCCUUCUCCAAGGUGGUGAGUUACGACAGGCCCUCUAGUGCCAACUCGGCUGUGUGGCUGUGUGGUUGUGCGUGACUAGCUCUGCACAAGUCCAUUCCAGAAUUGAAGGAACCACCUUUCACUUAGCCUACUUUCCACAGUCAACACCCUCUUGGGCCACCCUCAGCCACGAGAUGAGCAGAUAGGACACAGGUCGCCACCCUCCCUAUCUUUCACCCUGCAACUUUCCCACCAUUUGUAAUUUCUACACUUUCUCCCCUCUUUUAUUUUUUCACUCUCCUCUUCUGUUCCCUUUGUUUCCACCUU
This is a messenger RNA of Loxodonta africana (African savanna elephant), 12489 nucleotides long. RefSeq names its product UDP-glucuronosyltransferase 1-6-like. Gene Ontology annotation, molecular function: UDP-glycosyltransferase activity. The record is from RefSeq and is a predicted model, not a curated record. NCBI's taxonomy places the organism in Eukaryota, Metazoa, Chordata, Mammalia, Proboscidea, Elephantidae. Bases 69 to 947 code for a protein of 292 amino acids. The transcript is spliced from 2 exons.